AUGUGGGUCAUGUUAUAUCUACGAGCCAAGUCAGAAAUGACUUAUGAUUAUCCAGGCACUUGGGGAAAGGUUUCUUCCUCCUCCAACUGAGACCGCCUUCAUUGCACCAUUUUUCAUAACAUGACCUGACUAAGAGAAGAGAAAAGAUAAGAUCCAAGUUUCAAUAACUAUGAAGAGGGGAGAGUUGGUAUUCGUCCCGUCACCCGGCAUCGGUCAACUUGUGCCCGCUGUCGAAGUUGCCAAGCUCCUUGUCCAAAGAGACCACCGCCUCUCGGCCACAAUAUUCAUCAUCACAUUGCCGUUUGACAAUAAAAUCACCACCUACGCCGACUCUCUUGCUUCUUCUUCUUCCUCCAUUGAUGGCCGCGUCAAGUUCGUUACCCUCCCUGAACAGGAACCUGCCUCGGAGGGGAACUUCUUGACCUCCCUAAUAGAAAUCCAGAAACCCCAUGUCAGAAAUGCGGCUGCCCGGUUUGCUCAUUCUGAGUCAGGCUCUGAGGAGCCGAGACUCGCAGCUUUCAUGAUUGGCAUGUUCUGCACGACGAUGAUUGACAUUGCCAAUGAGUUUGGUGUCCCCACUUAUGUCUUUUACACUUCAAGUGCCGGCGCUCUUGGUCUCAUGCUCCAUCUCCAAGCCCUUCGUGACGUCCAUAGCCAAGACAUCACGGAGCUGAAAGACUCAGAUACUGAGCUGACGGUCCCGAGUUGCGUUAACCCAGUUCCAGCCAAAGUCUUGCCCUCUGUGGUGCUAAACAAAGAUUGGUCCACGGUGAUACUGGAUCAGUUUCAGAGAUUCAAAGAAACAAAGGGCAUAUUGGUAAAUACAUUUCUGGAGCUGGAAUGCCAUGCCAUCAAGUCCUUUGCAAACUGUGAAAUCCCGUUGGUGUACCCAGUGGGACCCAUACUAGACCUCAUGGGUGAUGCUCACGUGGGGUCUAGUUACGAUCGACAGAGGGAGGAUCUCAUCUGUUGGUUGGAUGAUCAGCCUCUGGCAUCGGUCGUGUUCCUUUGCUUCGGGAGCAUGGGAAGCUUCAGCGAGGAUCAAGUUAGAGAGAUCGCGUGCGCGCUGGAGCAAUGCGGGUAUAGGUUCUUGUGGUCCCUACGUCGGCCUCCGCCUAAAGGCAAGAUGGGGUACCCUAGUGAUUACGCCAAUCCUGAGGUCGCAUUGCCCGACGGGUUCUUGGAACGGACAGCCACAGUGGGGAGAGUGAUCGGUUGGGCUCCACAGGUGGCGGUCCUGGCCCAUCCGGCAGUUGGAGGGUUUGUGUCGCACUGCGGGUGGAAUUCAAUACUGGAGAGCAUUUGGUAUGGCGUACCAGUCGCCACGUGGCCGCUGCACUCGGAGCAGCAAUUCAAUGCCUUCGAAAUGGUGAGGGAGCUGGGAUUGAGCGUUGAGAUAAGGAUGGAUUACAGGAGGGAGGUGAGGGCUGAGAGCGAGUCAAUGGUUUGUGCAGAUGAGAUAGAGAGAGGGCUCAAGAGUCUGAUGGAAAGCGGCAAUGAGAUGGAGAUGAGGAAGAAGGUGAAGGAGAUGAAGGCAAAAUGUAGGAUGGUGACCGUGGAAGGUGGGACUUCAUACUCUUAUCUAGGUCUGCUGAUUAGUGAGAUUUUGGACAACAUGCAAUGAAGGGGACAAACGACAGCUACAACUACCAAAUCGAUGGUGAAAAAAAUGACUUCUGCAGAGAAUUUCUCUUCCACCUUCAUUGGACGCAAAAAUUAUCGCAAAACCACCAUUGUACGCAAAAAUUAUCGCUUUUCUAUUUCGUUUUAUGUCAAGGGACUUCUCUUGUGUGUACAUAAGACAGGAUCUAUCAUUACAAGCAAA
This is a messenger RNA of Rhodamnia argentea, 1825 nucleotides long. Its product is annotated as anthocyanidin 3-O-glucosyltransferase 2-like. NCBI's taxonomy places the organism in Eukaryota, Viridiplantae, Streptophyta, Magnoliopsida, Myrtales, Myrtaceae. The record is from RefSeq and is a predicted model, not a curated record. Gene Ontology annotation, molecular function: UDP-glycosyltransferase activity. The transcript has 2 exons. The coding region runs from base 170 to 1624 and encodes 484 amino acids.